AUGCCACUCUUUUCGCCAAAUUGUCGUGAUGACAGGAGACAACCUCCGUCACUGAUAUAUUGUUAUGAUAAUAUAUUAAAUAUUAAUUUCAGUGUAGCUGAAUUAAAUGAACAGCAAUGUCGAGAGGCGAUGUUUCAGUUCGUCAGUGAAAAUUGUUGUUACAGUAAGGGCCCGGCUCAGGAAAUGGUUAUAGACAAAAUUAUUCCACAUAAUGCCUUACAUUAUACCCUAGAAACUUUUUGUGAAGGGCGAUCUACUGGGUAUGUUAAUGAACCAUUUAGGGGUGGAAUGAUUGACGGUCCGGAGAAUGGUAUGCCCCCACCCCCAUUCGCUAUACCUUGUAACCCUGACAGUAUGUUUGAUGAUCAUGUCAAGUUAUUAGAGGUACCCCACACAGCCACUGUUCGGCCUUGUCACAUGUGUGAUGCCCGUGGGUGGGUUCGAUGUCGUGUGUGUCAUGGUUGGGGUCAGAACAGAUGUAAUACUUGUGGUGGGGAUGGUCGGGUCACGAGACAUGACCCAGAGAGAGGGUCCUAUCAAGACAUGUGUUUCCGGUGUCACGGAGAUGGACGAGUCAGUUGUAAUCGAUGUGGUGGCGAUGGAAGAGUCACGUGUAAAGAAUGUGACGGUUAUUGUAAUUUAAAAUGUUUUAUUCAAAUGAAAGUUACUUAUUGUAAUCACAAGGGUGAUCAUAUCAUAGAGAAAACUGAUCUCCCGGAUGAAUUAAUAAGAGAUGUACAGGGCAGUGUGGUAUUUGAACAGGUUAUGUUACCGGUAUGGCCCAUAUCAGCUUAUCCUUUAGACGAGAUUAACCAGUGCUCUAAUAAUUUAUGUAAUCAACAUAGAACUGCUUUCCAGACGGAAAAAUACCUCCAACAGAGACAACAACUAAGAGCAGUACCAGUAACAGAAGUUCACUAUAGCUGGGAUGAUAAUAAUCUCAGGUUCUGGGUAUAUGGUAAAGAGAGGAAGGUCUACUGUCCGGAUUACCCCAAACAAUGUUGUUGUACUAUCUUAUAA
Molecule: messenger RNA, 1020 nt
Organism: Lottia gigantea (owl limpet)
Lineage: Eukaryota; Metazoa; Mollusca; Gastropoda; Lottiidae
Exons: 7
Coding region: 1-1020 (339 amino acids)
Source: RefSeq, a predicted model, not a curated record